Messenger RNA from Coccidioides posadasii C735 delta SOWgp, 1440 nucleotides. RefSeq lists its product as uncharacterized. The record is from RefSeq and is a predicted model, not a curated record. Lineage: Eukaryota; Fungi; Ascomycota; Eurotiomycetes; Onygenales; Onygenaceae.
AUGGCGACUACGGAGGCGCCCUCAAGACCUCACGACCGUCAUGGCCGCCGCCGCCCGUUCGCAAACUGGAUGAAGCGCCUCGCAAACCUCAAAAGCUCAUCCUCUUCAGACUCACCUGCCAACUCUUCAAGCCACAAGCAUCGGAACAGCACGGCGACAACGAAGAGCAAAAAAUCCGCUAGAAAUAAUCCCUAUCCCUUAUCGGGAACCGUCUACUCGCCAGGCGUAGAGCGUGCUAACAGACAUCUCUCGUUCACGGAACCGGCAAAUAGCUUGCAUAGAAGCGAAUUCUCCCGUUCGGAGUCUUAUAUCGAAGGCAAUGAUAAUCCAUCUCCUGUGGCUGGCCGGAAAUCUGCCGCGCCAACGCUAUCCACGAACGGUGAUACCGUGAUGUCAGAAAUUUAUUCGAAGGCGGGAACCUCAGCGACCGUUGGAGGAGGCAGAAGUUGCCGCGGUGGCGGAGAGGGGAGCACUUUCUCAUCGCCUGCUCCAUCCGUGCGAUCUCUCACCACUACGCUCACAACGGUACAAUCGGGCGCUCCAAAUCACUACAUCACCGGUGUUGCCCAUCCUACAGGCCAUGGAGGGAGCCAGCAGACCGUUCAAUUUACGCAUCAAUUCCCAACGACGCCUGUAUCCGCCAUCCCGCCCCAUGUCACCCCGCAUCCGACAACGUACAUGACUGCCACCGCAAACAAUCUUCUUACGGACAACGCCUCCGUGCUCACACUCGCGUCUUCGUCCAAGCGCCGCCGCCGAAACUCUCUAGACACGAACGCAUCAGUCCGUGCCCUUGCACCGUCAUCUAUCUUCAGUGGUAGUCGCGAGAGCUUGCCUCUCAGUGUUCUCAGCGGGAAUAUGGGAAGUAUCAACGCCACACAAGGCGGCGGAGGGGAGCUAGCAACUGGCACACUGGGUCGAGGCGGAAUGGCAAGCGGCGAACGCGCUAGCGUCUACUCGGCCUCGGGCGUUGGGAUCGCGGAUAGGAGCAGUAUACGUAGUGGACUGCAGUCCCAUCAUGCGCGAAACGAUAGUGCCACCGGCAGUAUAAGUGGCAUUACAGCGAACUCUUAUCUUCCAAAUGGCCCCGGUAGAAUCAGCCGUCGGAGCUCGGGAUGGGGAGAGAUACCCGGCUCCGAGGAUAGUGAACAUGACCAGGAAGAAGACGCCAAGGACGACUCGGACAAGAUUGAAGGUGGGGACGGUAAGGGACAAGACAAAUCCAACUGAUUCUUUGAUAUGAUAUGAUGGUGAUUCCCUGUUUUCUUAUACUGGAUGGUUUUGGUGGAUUCCUGGGAUCUGGGGCUAUUGGUUAAUGUUUAUUGGGUGCAUAUGCGCGAUACAUUGAUACGGGUUCUAAUUACUAUUUCAUUUGCCGUUUACGGGCUAAUCUGAUGCGUCUGUACAUACAUGCCUCAGCUAACUACCUACUCCUACGCA